Messenger RNA from Sorex araneus (European shrew), 3785 nucleotides. It is a transcript of the gene ZNF395, whose product is annotated as zinc finger protein 395. Gene Ontology annotation, cellular component: nucleus. Gene Ontology annotation, biological process: regulation of transcription by RNA polymerase II. The record is from RefSeq and is a predicted model, not a curated record. The transcript is spliced from 10 exons. Lineage: Eukaryota; Metazoa; Chordata; Mammalia; Eulipotyphla; Soricidae. The coding region runs from base 193 to 1617 and encodes 474 amino acids. Gene Ontology annotation, molecular function: DNA-binding transcription factor activity; RNA polymerase II cis-regulatory region sequence-specific DNA binding.
CGCUCCCUUCCCGGGCGGGGAAUCCGGGCCGGGUUGUGGCCGCGGCCGCGUACGUGAGCGCCGGGCCGGGGAGGGAGGGCCGGCCGGCCAGGUGGGCGCGAAGCAGGCUUUGGGCCGCGGCCGCCGCAGCCCCGAGCCAGGCGGCGCCGAGCUGUCGGGGCGGGAGCUGCCCGGUCGAGGAACGGCAGGAGCAUGGCCAGCGCGCUGUCCCGGCGUCUGGGAAAGCGGUCCCUGCUGGGCGCCCGGGUGCUGGGCCCCCCCGGAACCGCACCCUCCCUGGAGCCACAGGUCGAAGUGCCGGAGGAGGCGCCGGCCACCAAGGACGCGCCCUGCCCCGAGCAGCCCCGGGAGGCCCUGCAGGCUGCUGGCCCUGCAGGGCUGCCCCCGACGGCCUUCCAGCCCGGGCAGAAGGUGGCUGUGUGGCACGGGGCCCCAGGGCUGCUGGAGCACAGCUGGGCAGAGGAGCCGGUGACCGCGGGGCUGGCGGAGCGGAGGCCGCUGGGGCGUGGCCGUGCCCAGGAGGUGCGGACGGCUGAGGCACAGGCCCCCCCGGAGCCGGGCCCCCAGACCCCCGUCUACAGACCUGUGUCCAGGAACAUCGAUGUCCCAAAGAGGAAGUCGGACGCAGUGGAGAUGGACGAGAUGAUGGCGGCCAUGGUGCUGACGUCCCUGUCCUGCAGCCCCGUGCUGCAGAGCCCCCCGGGCGCUGAGGCCAGCUUCUCGGUGUCCCGUGCAACCUGUGACCCGUGGAAGGAGAGCGGGGACGUGUCAGACAGCGGCAGCAGCACCACCAGCGGGCACUGGAGCGGGAGCAGCGGCAUCUCCACCCCGUCGCCCCCCCACCCCCAGGCCAGCCCCAAGUACCUGGGUGACGCCUUUGGCUCGCCCCAGACCGAUGCUGGCUUCGAGACUGACCCCGACGCGUUCCUGCUGGACGAACCGGCUCCCCGCAAACGGAAGAACUCCGUCAAGGUCAUGUACAAAUGCCUGUGGCCCAGCUGCGGCAAGGUCCUGCGCUCGACCGUGGGCAUCAAGAGACACGUGAGGACCCUCCACCUGGGGGACACGGCGGGGUCCGACCAGUUCAAGCGGGAGGAGGACUUCUACUACACGGAGGUGCAGGCGAGGGAGGGGGCCGCUGAGCCCGUGCCCAACCCCGGCGCGGCCAGUGCUCCCCUCGCCCUGCUGCCCCCGCCUGUGCCGCCCUCGGGGCCUGAACAGGGCAGCCCGGAGCCCCGCCUGCCCGCCCGCACGCUCAGCAAGUCGGCACCCGGCUCCUUCUGGCACAUUCAGGCCGACCACGCCUACCAGGCCGUGCCAUCCUUCCAGACGCCCGUGUCCCCGCACAUCUACACCAGCGUAAGCUGGGCCGCCCCGUCCACGGCUGCCUCCCUCUCUCCGGGCCGGAGCCGCUCGCUCAGCUUCAGCGAGCCACAGCCGCCACCUCCUGCCGUGAAGUCUCACCUGAUUGUCACUUCUCCACCCCGGACCCAGAGCAGUGCCAGGAAAGGCCGUGGUGAGGCCAAGAAGUGCCGCAAGGUGUACGGCGUGGAGCAGCGGGCGCAGUGGUGCACAGCCUGCCGCUGGAAGAAGGCGUGCCAGCGCUUCCUGGACUGAAGGCGAGAGCAGCAGUGGACUCGGGCCGGGGCUUCCCGCAGAACGCCGCCCCUGCCCGGAACUUGGGAUUUUUGUUUUUUAAGAAAAGAAAUAUUUUCUUCCCCUAAACUUAGGAGCGAGCCCCGCCUGACCAGGGGUGUUCUGCCAUGAACCAGAGACCAAAGAAUGAGGACCCCCACCCCACCCCCGCCCCGACUCCUGGGCCGGGGGUUCUUGGCUUUCCGCUCUUCCCGAGGGAACUGUGGGCACGUGGGGGUCUCUCCCCCUGUUUCUGGCUGAUGCCAGCUGGUGGGUGUAGUGCCUGGCUGGGGCAGGGGCUCGUGCCCACUCAGCAGCCUUUCUGGCGGCCGGACACCUCCUUGGGGGUGACUGCCAUUUGAAUGUGGGCUCCCAGGACUGCACCUGCUAUCACAGGGCGGCUGAGGCCGGCCCCGUCUCGAGCUCCCGCCUUCUCUCCCGCCUGCACCCCCCCUCUCUGCCAGCACUUGGGGGCGCACUUGUACCACGCUCACGCCAGUGUGGUGCCCGAGAGUGCCCAGCUGUCCCUCUGGGGCAUGGGUCCCCCCAUGAGCACAGGGGCCUGGCCCAGGGAGGCAGAGGAGCCUGGAGGGCAGCCUGGAGGAAGCCGGCUGCUUCUGGGGCUUCAGGCGGGAACUGAGUGAGGACAGCUGGCCCUGCGAGGCCCACCCAGCCUUCGCCCACUGGGGGUGUCUAGGGCCUGCUGGGUGCCCUUAGGGGCUCAGAGAAGCCCCCUCCACCCCCCCCCACCCCUGCUCUCCCUGGGCCAGGCAGCUUCAGCCACUCUGGACUCUGAUUUACACUGGCCUCGGGGCCUCAGCUGGGCAUACCUGGCAUGCGUGCCCAGCAUGGGUGGAUGGUCCGUGUGGCUGGUGUGCAUGCCUGGCAUCGUCCAGUCUGCCGAGUCACCAGUGGUGGCUUCUCGGGGAAAGGAGCCGCCGCUCGGGGGUCUGUGGGCCCCCUCAGGACCCCGAAGACGGCUGAGCUGAGGCUCAGGGCGGGGCACGAGAGAGGCGCCCCGCCCUUGCUGAGCUGGGGCUCGUCCAAGCCGUGUGGGGGUUCCGUGCCUCGUCUCCCGGUCCCCGUGGGAAAUGGACAUAGGCACUUUCCCAGGCUCGCUCCCAGGUCGGGCUGGGGGACUCCACCGCCCCCAGACCCCUGUCGAUUCUACCGUCCCCAGACCCGUGUCCUCUCUCCGCCCCUUCACAGCUGCCCCCUCCAUGCGGCCCUGAUGACGGAACAUCUCCCUUGGGGCUCCCCCGUCUGCAUGGAGACAGCAGGGAUGGCGAGAGAAGCCGUGGGGAUGGGGGGCUCUUGGCAUCGCUCGGACCCGCCGACCAGGCCCCUCUGGCUGUGCUCCAGCGGGGGCUUCGAGCCCAGGCCCCGCCCUGUGGCUGUCGUGUGGGUCCUUGGAGUCGCCCUGCUUGUCUCUGCUGGAGAAGGGGAGGGGGCUUGCCUGGGGAGGCCAGGGCUGUUCAUCUCCGUCCCCCUGCCGCUCCCCAGGACCCCCUCUCCGGGGGCAGAGCUAACUUAAACACAGAGAGGGGUCCCGGGAAGGACCGGCGCUGACCGGCCAAGCAGUUGUCUGCAAGCUUCUGCUUCCAGGGACGGUUCCUGUGCUGGAUGGACUUGGGGGAACAGCCUUUGGGAUUGUGAUGGCCGAGCCCAGGGCUCGGUCACUGGGUCCAGCCCACGGUCAGGUUCCACCGAGAGCCACCCAGCACUUGGGCUGACCACGGAGUCUGAUGGGAGGUUCUGAGCUGGCCCAAAAGCAUCGGAGGGGCAGAUGGCGGCUGGCGUGUGCCAACACCCCCACCCACGCCCCCGGGGCCCCCCCAAGACGUCGGCUGGGGUGCUCAGGAUGUCUGGAAGCACUUGGUCCUGUUCCCUCCUGGGCCCGCCGGCUCUGGUUCGGCCAGGCACGGCCCAGCACAGACAGACAGACAGACAGACAGAAAGCAGGAGUGGAGGAAGAUGAAACCACAUUGUGCAUUCGGCUUAGUGCCCCCCCCGCUCCCCCCCCCGCAGCUGUCUUCCAAGUAUUAUUUUUACUGUUACGAAAUUUUUUAAAAGAGAAAUGUGAAAUGUAAUGUUUUUACAGCAACCAUAUGAAAUAUAUUUUAUAAGGAAUAAAUGGUGCCUUGUCUGUG